GCCACAGUAGUAAAAUCACCCCAAAUAUGAAGAUAAGGACCAAAUUCAGAAGACAUACCAGCCUCUCAUCAUGUGUACGAUUUCUGAAAGACUGGAAGCAGAGCCUCAUCUAAUACCCCAAGUCUAGUGCCAAAAGCUCGAUUCCUCUUCCUCUGCAUUUGGGUAGAACUCGAAAGCCAACUUUUCAGAAAAUGGGUUGCAGGAUACACACUUCAAAUCCCCCAAUCCUGUGCAAAUUUUCUACAAGGAAACCAGCUCUUAGAAUUAAAACCAUUGCAUUAUCUUCUAUUCCCAACCAACAGGGUUCCAUUUCUACCACCACACUCCCAAAAACUGAUACUUACACUGUUGAUUUCAAAACUUUGGAAGCUUGCAAGCUUGGCAUCUCAAGAUAUCCUGACUUUGAAUACGAUGCUCAAGGAGGAACAGGAUCUGGGACUGCUACCAGAAUUAAAAAGGGUGACCUGAAAGAUGAGAUUUCAGUUUCGUUUGACUUGGAAACUCUGUAUAUUCCACCACUAACAAGUGCAACUACUAGGUUUCUUGGAUUGCCAUUGCCACCAGGUUUGAAGAUUGAUGUGGUGCCUGAACUCUUUCAAGGAAGGAUUGAACGAGAUUCUGGUAAGGUUGAUCUUGAGUUCAUGGCCAAGUUCUGGUUUUCUGUUGGGAAUAUCUACAAAGCUCCUCCCCUGCUAGUGAAGACAGUAUUGACAUCAGAAGAAUCAAAUGGAGUGAUACGCAGUGGACGAGGAGAAAGGUUGGAUAGAGAAGGGAAAUGCAGAUUGGUUGGGGUGGCAACUGUCCAACCAAUUGAUGAUGUUUUCAUGAACACCUUCCUUGGUCUUCCUACUGAAUGCCUUGCCAACCUCAAAGCUGAAAUUUCCUUUCCUACUUCUCGAUGAUGCAAGAAAUCUCCCUCUCAAUACUUGCAAAGACAUAAAGCCUGUUAUGAAGAAAAAAUAUAGAAGAAUAAAAUGUCCUGUAGCAUCUCAGCAUCAAUAACAUCUAGGUACAAUGUUGAUUCACAUGCUUAUCUUAGAUUAAAGAUAAAAUGGCAAAACAAUUAUCUAUUAUAAAUAAAAGGCUUUACAGAAUUCA
Messenger RNA from Manihot esculenta (cassava), 1098 nucleotides. RefSeq lists its product as uncharacterized. The record is from RefSeq and is a predicted model, not a curated record. Lineage: Eukaryota; Viridiplantae; Streptophyta; Magnoliopsida; Malpighiales; Euphorbiaceae. The coding region runs from base 192 to 902 and encodes 236 amino acids. The transcript has 2 exons.